UUGGAACUAUAAAAAAAAAAACCUCAGUUAACUAAAAAGAGAAUUAAUGAAGUGGAAGAAAUACUUCAGAAUUCAGGCUAGAGCUGUAAGGAAGAAAACCAUAAAAAUCAUUUAAGAGACCUAGAGACUAAAAUGAGAAAUACCAAAUACAUUGAACUAGAGUUCCAGAGAAGAGAGUAAGAAGAACACAAAAUAACAUUAUUGAAAAAGGAUGGAAAUUUUUUCCAUAACUAGAGAUAUGUGAUGAAGCUCCCUGUAUCAUGAGCAAAAUAAGUAAAAAAUAAAUCCACACCUAGACCUCUGAGAAUAAAAUGCAGAAUAUCAAAGACAAAGGGAAAAUAUUAGAACUACAUGUGUGAAUAAAACCAGGCUAUUGAGAAAAUGGCAGUAGGUGUAGAGAGCAGGUAAGUGGCCAGUCUAUGCUUCAUUCUUGCCCAUUCUUCAUGAAUUUUCAUUUCAGUGGGCGAAGAGGACCCUGCUUUGACAGGGGAAUCAGAGCUCUGCCUUGUCAACAGUGGGAGGUGGAUAGAUUAGGAGGAAGACAGUUCAAUUGCCAUUUUAUUACAGUCUCAGAAACUAUCUCAAAUAUAGUGUUUAAAAGGACGGACUCUGAAGUGAUGCCAGUAUAUUAUUUGUAAUUCAAUUCACAUUUCUCUCAACUUUAGCCUGUUCAGUUUUGGAUACAUGCCCAAGCAUGUUCUUUAUCAAAGGUAUAUUAAAGAAUAAAUCAAUCAGUGAACAAGUUUUACUGAGCAGCAUGAGUUGUUUAUUCCAAAAAAAAAAAUAUUAUCUACUAAGAGUAAGAUACUUUGUUAGAAAUUUUAAUUAAGAAUUAUGAAAAAAAGAAAAGAAAAAAUGAGCCAUGAAGACAUACAACAGGACAAUGAAUAAUGGGUUUAAACUGGUUUAGAUAUGAUGAUCCAGGCAGAGGGUUCAGCAAGUGCAAAGGCCCUGGGGCAGGUUGGCACUUACCAUAUUUGAAUAACAGAAAGUAUGCCAGUGUUCCUGGAACACAGUGAUUGAGGAGAAGGGUAGUAUAAGGUCAGUAAGGGAAGCAGGAAUCAGGCCAUAUAGAGUGGGGUUAGGAGUUUGGACUUUAUUCUUAAUCCAAUCAGCAUAGUUGUGCAACUUGUGCAAUAUUCAGUUGCACAAGUGUAGUUAUGAUGGAGCAGCUUCGCCCAGUGAGUAAACAGAGAAAGAAUGGAGACGGAGGUGUGGGGGUUCACAGGAAGUGAUCAAGUUGGACCAUGGAGCCCAAGGCUGGGCAAGAAGGGUGAGAAGAACAUUUGGAAAAUGGUGUUCAAUGGACAGCAGAUCCCAGUGAGAUAGAACCAUUUGGAUUUGAAGCAUUUUAGUAAGUAGGCCAGAGGACAACACAUUAUUCAGAGAGUGAAAUCCUUAAAUCUGGGAUUUCAAAGACUGGUUUUUUUUCCCCCUAACCUCCCCUUGUGAGUAGACAGAAUAGAUAACAAUCUGUGAAAUGAGAUUCCAGAAUUAAGAAAGUUUUGUUGUGCUCACCUUGCCCAGAAUGUAUCCCCUCACUUGCUCAGAGUUGUCUAAAAUCACGCAAGUAGAAAGCCAUUACUCCAUCAUCAAGGGCCUUCCUAUUAAAAUGUAAACCCUAUGGGAAAGAUGAUUUAUUCCAAGCCAGGCAGGGACACCUCAUCCUCAUCUCUCUCCAUAAAUGUGUAGUGAGCACCUCUCAGCCAAGGGCCCCGUGCGGCCAACCCACCAGUGCACAGCAUGGGACAAGACCAGCACUGUUCCCAACUUUAUGCAACUGAGGUCCUCGCAAACUUCAUCCUCAGGCUGACCUUGAGGACAUGCAGUAUUGUAAGGCUUGGCAAACAUAGCUCUGGCGUCUUCCUGGAGUCAGAGUGGGAGGAAAUGCCAAGUGACAACUGCAAUGACUGCCAUCCAUCCUGCUGGACUCAGGAAUCAGCAGGCUGCCUGUGCUGUGCUGCCUUUUAUCCCGUUUCCUGGGCUUCCACUUUAGACUCACAACAGACCAAGAAAGGAAAAGAUGGAGAGAAAGGUGGGCAAUGAAUCCGAAGGUGGAAAAGUAGAGAAGAUUUUAAAAGAAAGAAAAACAGGAGGUAGAGAGGUUGCACACAGUGAGAUCAGAAUUCAAAUCUGUUCUGCUGGCCUCUUAGGCCUCUGCACUUGCACCUACACCACUGUGCCACCAAGUCCUGACCUACAGGAGUAACAGAAGGAAAAGGGAAGAGGGCGCAGAUGUGAGGAUGCUCCCCCAGAUCAGAAUUUGGAGACACUGGUGCGGGUGUGCCAGCAGGAGUGCAGAAUGUGCAAGGCCUCCCGGAAGAAGGGACCUGUAAGAAGAAACAAGCACCAGACUCAGAACCUUAGUUAAUGCCCAUAUUUCCUGGAUGGAAAGCGGAGCCAGGGCAGCACCUAGAAAAGACUGUCCGAAAACGGAAGGAGAAACAGGAACAGCGCCGUGUCCCAGAAAUCUCUCAAACCAUGAAUUACGUGGGGCAGCUGGCCGGGCAGGUGAUUGUCACCGUGAAGGAGCUCUACAAGGGCAUUAACCAGGCCACACUGUCCGGCUGCAUCGAUGUUGUGGUGGUGCGGCAGCAGGAUGGCUCCUACCAGUGCUCACCCUUCCACGUGCGCUUCGGGAAGCUGGGCGUCCUGCGGUCCAAAGAGAAAGUGAUUGACAUAGAAAUCAAUGGCGAUGCAGUGGAUCUUCACAUGAAAUUGGGUGACAAUGGGGAGGCGUUCUUUGUGGAGGAGACCGAAGAGGAAUAUGAAGAGCUUCCUGCCUACCUUGCCACCUCACCAAUCCCUACUGAAGAUCAGUUCUUUACAGAUAUUGACUCCCCUUUGGUGAAACCAGGUGGAAGUGAAAGACCAUCUCAGAGUUCAGACGUCUCCCACAUCCUGGAAACAGAGACAGUUUUCACCCCCAGUUCUGUGAAAAAGAAAAAACGAAGGAGGAAGAAAUGCAAACAGGACAGUAAGAAGGAGGAGCAGGCAGCUUCCCCUGCUGCAGAAGACACCGUGGGUGUGGAGCUGAGCUCGGAUGACGACAAGGCGGCCCAGUCGGCAAGCUGUACAAAAUGUGCUGUUAGACACCUUGCUGUGGCACUGAAAUAUCACUUGAAGCCAACUGGCAGUGUGUCUCAUUUUACCCAUGGUGUCCGGUGUGUAGCAACAGUGAACCUUCUUCUCCUUCAUAUUUUCCUUUUAAGACAAGGAUCUUCAAAUGCUUCCUUAAAGGAAGAAGAAUAUAAGGAGCCUCUGCUUUUCCAUUCCAGAGACCACUACCCCUUAUCUGAUGGAGAUUGGUCCCCCUUAGACAACCCCUACUCCCCGGCGGCCUGUCCUAAGAGCGACUCAGAGCUGGAGGUGAAACCCACGGGGAGCCUGCUCAGAUCCGAGUCCCACAUGGAGUGGACGUGGGGAGGAUUUCCAGAGUCCACCAAGGUCAGCAAAAGAGAGAGAUCUAGGACAGCUAUGAUUACUCCAUCGGAAAAUACCCAUUUUCGGGUAAUUCCCAGCGAGGACAACCUCCUAAGUGAAGUUGAGAAGGAUGCUUCUGUGGGGGAGACGGUCUUUACCAUCGUGAAGCCGAAGCCCCGGGCCCCAGGGAAGCUGAGGAGUGGAGCAGCCUUGGCAUCAGGGCCUCGGGAGGCCCCCGAGGGGUCAGAUGCCCACCACCCUCCUCCCCCGUCCUUUGCCGAGCCACCCUCAGUAGCUAAACCAGCCACUAAAGUCGACUCACCCUCAAAGAAAAGAGGUGUCCACAAGAGAAGCCAACACCAGGGACCUGAUGAUAUUUACCUGGAUGACCUAAAGGCGCUAGAACCUGAGGUUGCAGCUCUCUAUUUCCCCAAAAGCGAGUCGGAGCCCGGAUCCAGGCAGUGGCCCGAGUCCGACACGCUCUCUGGCUCCCAGUCCCCACAGUCUGUGGGCAGCGCGGCCGCCGACAGUGGCACCGAGUGCCUCUCGGACUCUGCCAUGGACUUGCCCGACGUCACCCUGUCCCUCUGCGGGGGCCUCAGUGAAAACGGAGAGAUUUCUAAAGAGAAAUUUAUGGAGCAUAUCAUUACUUACCAUGAAUUUGCAGAAAACCCUGGACUUAUAGACAAUCCCAACCUUGUAAUACGGAUAUAUAACCGUUACUACAACUGGGCGUUGGCGGCUCCCAUGAUCCUCAGCCUGCAGGUCUUCCAGAAGAGCUUACCUAAGGCCACAGUUGAGUCCUGGGUCAAAGAUAAGAUGCCAAAGAAAUCUGGUCGCUGGUGGUUUUGGCGUAAGAGAGAGAGCAUAACCAAACAGCUGCCAGAGGCCAAGGAAGGGAAGUCAGAGGUGCCCCCGCCCAUGGACCAGCCAUCGAGCGCGAAGGAGACGGCCAGUGGCAGGCGGGCUGAGGAAGACUCAUCAAGUGACGAGGGGUCCCAGGAGCUGGAAGAAUCCAUCCAAGUGGACCCCAUUCCUACGGAGCCGCUGAGCUACAGCAGCACCACCUCCUAUAAGAAGUCUCUUCGUCUGUCCUCAGACCAGAUUGCAAAACUGAAGCUCCAAGACGGCCCAAAUGACGUCGUGUUUAGCAUUACAACCCAGUAUCAAGGCACCUGCCGCUGUGCGGGGACCAUUUACCUGUGGGACUGGAAUGACAAGGUCAUCAUUUCUGACAUCGACGGGACGAUAACCAAGUCUGAUGCUUUAGGACAGAUCCUUCCACAGCUGGGUAAAGACUGGACUCAUCAGGGUAUCGCAAAGCUCUACCAUUCCAUCAAUGAGAAUGGCUACAAGUUCCUAUACUGCUCCGCCCGCGCCAUUGGCAUGGCCGACAUGACCCGCGGCUACCUGCACUGGGUCAACGACAAGGGCACGAUCCUGCCCCGCGGCCCCCUGAUGCUGUCCCCCAGCAGCCUGUUCUCCGCUUUCCACAGGGAAGUAAUAGAAAAGAAACCAGAGAAGUUCAAAAUUGAGUGUCUAAAUGAUAUCAAGAAUCUCUUUGCCCCGUCUAAGCAGCCCUUCUAUGCGGCCUUUGGAAACCGUCCAAAUGAUGUCUACGCUUACACACAAGUUGGAGUUCCAGACUGCAGAAUCUUCACCGUGAACCCCAAGGGUGAGCUGAUACAAGAAAGGACCAAAGGAAACAAGUCAUCGUACCACAGGCUGAGCGAGCUGGUGGAGCACGUAUUCCCGCUUCUGAGCAAGGAGCAGAGCUCUGCCUUUCCGUGCCCGGAGUUCAGCUCCUUCUGCCACUGGCGAGACCCGCUCCCUCAGGUGGACCUGGAUGACCUGGCCUGAGGCGCGCCUCCAGCCGACGCCCCUGUCACCCGCCUCGCAGCUGGGGCAGGUGACCGGCCCUUCCGGUGGACAGAGGACGUGGGGUCCCCUCCCGGCCUCAGGUGUGGGACAAGACGUGCCGACAGCCGGGCACCAGCAGGGACGGGAAAGCUGCUGGGGCUGGAACCGCCUCCCCGCUUCCCCCUCCCAGGCCCCGAGGGGCUGCUGCUGGGCACUACGGAGGGGAGCUCGGGCCUCAGGCCAGAGGCCUGGGCUCCUGUCGCUGGCCGGUCCUCCCCCACGCUCUGGGUUGUGUGCUGGGUGCUCCUUUAAUUGCUUGAUUUAAAAAGAAGAAAAAAGAAGCUAAGAGGGGACCAAAACGUUGCACAAAGUAAAGUGUUCUAAUUUCCACUGGGCAGUUGAGAGUGUUUCUCUCUAAAAAGGAGGGCUUUCUUCAGGGGAUCAGGGUCCAGUUGGUGAUGUUGGUCCAAAUCACCUGUGCACAUUUCUUCUGUGGGCUCCUCCCUCCCUGCUCCACGGAAACGGGACGCUUGCUCGGGCCCCCAGGAUGACAAACGUGGGCUUCGGAGGAACAUAAGGUCCUUAUAUCAUUGCCUUCUCACCUGUGACUAUUCCACGGUGGGGACCUGAACUGAGGUGUCGUGUCUCGGACCGGCAGGAAGGAGCAGGUCUUGCAGGAUGUAUGUGAUGCCCGUAAGAGCCGUCCUAGCAGCCGAAGUUGGUAAAACAGCAAGGAACAGCUCUGUUCUCAGGGAGGCCUUGGAAAUGCAGAUGGGCACUUGUGACGGGUCCUGGGAAGGGUCCUUUCUCCGUCCCCC
Messenger RNA from Kogia breviceps (pygmy sperm whale), 6101 nucleotides. The record is from RefSeq and is a predicted model, not a curated record. NCBI's taxonomy places the organism in Eukaryota, Metazoa, Chordata, Mammalia, Artiodactyla, Physeteridae.